Carassius auratus (goldfish) is the source of this 1855-nucleotide messenger RNA. RefSeq names its product AP-1 complex subunit mu-1-like. Gene Ontology annotation, cellular component: clathrin adaptor complex. Gene Ontology annotation, biological process: intracellular protein transport; vesicle-mediated transport. The transcript is spliced from 12 exons. NCBI's taxonomy places the organism in Eukaryota, Metazoa, Chordata, Actinopteri, Cypriniformes, Cyprinidae. The record is from RefSeq and is a predicted model, not a curated record. Bases 19 to 1479 code for a protein of 486 amino acids.
UGUAGUUUUGAGCGUCGCAUGUCUCUCGGUUUACAGCACUGCAACAAGCUCGAGCUGCACAACCGGUUAGACGCCACCAAACCCGGAAGACACGCGUAUAAGGGAUGGGGAAGAUCUCUCUUCAUUUUACUUGAUCAAACUUUACCAAAAUUCGCAAAACUUCGACUCCUGUCAGUCACUUCUGGUCACACAACAGCUCUGAUAAGGAUGGCAGCGUCCGCGAUCUUCAUCCUGGACCUUAAAGGCAAGGUGCUCAUAUGUCGAAACUACAUGGGCAAUGUGGACAUGAGUGAGAUUGACAACUUUAUGCCCAUAAUGAUGAAGAGAGAGGAAGAUGCAGAUAUGUCACCAGUGGUUAUUCACGGCACUACCCACUACCUCUGGAUAAAGCAUAGCAACCUCUACUUGGUUGCAAUAACAAAGAAGAAUACCAAUGCUGCUCUUGUAUACUCCUUCCUGUACAAAUUAGUGGAGGUGUUCAUUGAAUAUUUCAAGUCACUGGAAGAAGAGAGUAUUCGAGACAAUUUUGUGACCGUAUAUGAGCUAAUGGAUGAAGUCAUGGACUUUGGAUUCCCUCAGACCACCGACAGCAAGAUCUUACUAGAGUACAUCACCCAACAGGGGCAUAAACUGGAAGUGGGAGCACCACGGCCCCCAGCUACAGUAACCAAUGCUGUGUCUUGGAGGUCAGAAGGCAUCAAAUACAGGAAGAAUGAAGUCUUUAUGGAUGUCAUUGAGUCCGUCAACCUAUUGGUCAGUGCUACAGGCAGUGUUCUGCGUAGUGAGAUUCUGGGCAGCGUCAAACUCAAAGUCGUUCUGUCAGGUAUGCCUGAGUUAAGGCUCGGACUCAAUGACAAAGUCCUCUUCGAGAUCACAGGCCGGGAGAAGAGCAAGUCUGUGGAGCUGGAAGAUGUGAAAUUUCAUCAGUGUGUGCGGCUCUCUCGCUUUGAGAAUGACCGGACUAUCUCUUUCAUCCCACCUGAUGGAGAAUCUGAACUCAUGUCUUACAGACUCAACACCACGGUGAAGCCUCUAAUAUGGAUUGAGAGCGUAAUAGAGAAGUUCUCUCAUAGUCGAGUAGAGAUCAAGGUUAAGGCACGCAGUCAGUUCAAGAGCCGCUCCACGGCCAACAAUGUGUCCAUCUUAGUUCCUGUUCCUAGUGAUGCUGACUCCCCUAAAUUUAAGACCACCACUGGCCAGGCUAAAUGGGUUCCUGAGAAGAGUGCUGUAGAAUGGAACAUUAAGUCCUUCCCUGGCGGGAAAGAAUUCAUGAUGCGAGCUCAUUUUGGACUGCCAAGUGUGGAAAGCGGUGAACUCGAGGCCAAGCCACCAAUCACAGUAAAAUUUGAGAUUCCUUACUUCACAGUGUCAGGCAUUCAGGUGCGAUACUUGAAGAUUAUCGAGAAGAGCGGAUAUCAGGCAUUACCAUGGGUGCGUUAUAUUACUCAGAGUGGAGAUUAUCAACUGAGGACCAACUGAGAGAGGACAGCACCUGUGCAUGUUGUGUGUUCUGUCUGUCCUUUUCCAUCUGUGAGACAGCUACUGCUUUUCACACAGCAGUUGGACUACUAUUGCUUUUGUCAGGUUUUACAAAUUAAACAAGGGAGUCAGAUCGCAAAGUUACUGAGAAGCCCCUAUGAAACAAUGGUUUCGGGUUUAAACAAUUUUGGGUUAUAAUCCAAAGGCGGUAUUACAGAAACCUACUAGAAUCUACCUAUAUAUGUUCUAUUUAAAAAGAAAGAUUUUCACCCACAUGUCGUUCCAAACCUUUCUGUAUUUCUUCAUUUUAUUUAAAUGACUGGUAACACUUUACAAUAAGGUUCCAUUUGUUAAUGUAUUAACUAACACGUAAAAA